AUGGCUUGCAUAUACCUCGCUGGGGACUCUCUGGCCAUCUACGGCCUGGCUUCCCUCUUCAACCGCCACGGCCGGCAGGGCACGGUGGGGUCGACGCUGGAGGUGCUGUGGGCGCCCGUCCUCCUCAUCCACCUCGCCGGUCAUGAGCAGAUCACCGCCUACAGCAUCCAAGACAACGAGCUGUGGCGGCGUCACAUCGUCAUCCUGGUAACCCAGGUUGCUGUCGCCCUCUACGUGUUCAUCGAGUCGUGGUCACGUGAGCGGAGCCGGAGGCUGCUGGCCUCGGCCAUUCUGCUGUUCAUCAUCGGCAUCUACAAGAUGAGCACAAAGCCAUGGGCUCUGAAGAGGGCCACCUUGAGGAACCUGUUCAGCUCCCCGGCUAGUCUGGCCCGGAGGAAGCAACUGAUCGGAUUCGGAUCCGGAUCCAGCCAUUGGUUGUUAGACACCUGGAAGGCUCUGACGAACACCCUAUGGGUGCGGAGGAAGGCCUUCUUCUUCACUGCCGGUGAUCCUACCGGGUCCGGACCUAGUGAAUGGAGACGAGCCGCAGCCGAACAAGAAGAAAAGGAAGUAGCUGAUGCAGAGCUCGGCGUCGGUGAGUACGUUCACAAGGUGGUAGAAGCAGCCCGCGAGGCGAAGGCGGGAGGCACAGCGACUUUGCCUCUUUUCCUUGCCGAGGCCGAUACAUUUGCUGCGGACAUCCUUGUCCCCUACUCUCGCCGCCUUAAGAUACUGGAGGCUAUGUUCAAAAUUGAUUGGAAGGGGGGUAGUAGUAGCUCUGCAUUUGCAGUUAGGAUGGGUCUCGACGAGAUAUAUUACCGCCUGUACACCAGGGCUAAGGUCGCCUCGACACCCAUCAGCCUCAACCUCCGGCUCCUUACCUCCUCCCUUUCCGUCGUGGCGAUCGCCCUCUUCGCGACGUCCCCAAAGUCCCACGAUGAUGUGGUGGACGUCAAGGUGACGUACAUCCUCUUCUGCUUCGUCGCUCUGCUGGAGGUUCUCUCCUUGGCCACCGUCCUCUUGUUGGAUUACCCGAUCGUGCUACCGCCAGCUUCUUACAACGCCAAACACAUGGUGUACCAACAAAGCCUGAUAUCGAGCGCCGCCCGGAGGAGGAAACCCACACUGUGUUAG
This is a messenger RNA of Miscanthus lutarioriparius, 1134 nucleotides long. The record is from the annotation of a GenBank genome assembly. NCBI's taxonomy places the organism in Eukaryota, Viridiplantae, Streptophyta, Magnoliopsida, Poales, Poaceae.